Molecule: messenger RNA, 3706 nt
Organism: Lactuca sativa (garden lettuce)
Lineage: Eukaryota; Viridiplantae; Streptophyta; Magnoliopsida; Asterales; Asteraceae
Source: RefSeq, a predicted model, not a curated record
UUAACUGUUUAUUUGAGAAUUAUUAUAAACUGAAAUUGUGAAUGAAAUAAGAUGAGCACGUAAAAGAAGUGUUUUUUAAAAAAUAAAGGUGAGAAGACAUGGUGUAAGGUUAUCAAAUCUUAAAUCUAUGGUCGAUUAGUUAAUGCCAUUUAAAUGUACACAUAGCUUGCUUUCAUGGUUUUUAUGUAAGUUACAAUAAUUUUUUUAUGGAAACUAUAUAAAAAAUUACUUAUCUAUUCCUUGUUAUUGUCACAAAAAGGUUUGUAUUAUGGUAUAAAAUAAGCAAAUAAAUAAAUAAAUAAAUAACACUAAGGCUGCGUUUAGCGUGCUAGCUGAAAAAUUAGUUGAUAGCUGAAAGCUAGCUGAUGGUUAAAAUGCUAGUUGCUAACUGAUAAGUUAGCUGUAAAAAAAAGCGUUUGGUAAAAACUAGUUGAUAAGUUAGAUGAAAGAUAUAGAAUUACAUAAAAGGGUAUUUUCCAAAAUAAGUUUUUUAUAAUUAAUUAAGGGUAUAUUUGGAAAGUCUGUAAAAAAGCUUCUGAAAAACUAGUUUUUUGGCUUACCAAACAUGAUAACCUAAAAAAACUCGAAAAAUAAACAAGUUUUUCAGCUAGUUGUGGCACGUCAAACGCAGCCUAAGACUUGCUAUUGUGAGAAGAAAGAAGAGGUGCAAUUUUUGAUACCUAAGAAUCUAAACUUUCUCAUAGACUGAGUCUUGGUGUUGACUGAGUCCCAAUAGUUUUGAAGUAAUAUCAAACAUGCCAAAUUGGGUUUUUUGGACCAAGCCCCUCUUUGGAUUCAGUUAGAACUCACAUCAAACGCAUCUUAACUUCACACAAUAUUUACCACAUGUCCACCACCAUAUCUUCCUUUUUGCUACUUUUAUCUUCCUCUCAUGUUUUUUCUUGCUCGACCAUCAUUCAGAUCCUUAUAUCAUAGCCAACAUAAAGAGACACCAUAUAAAAUUUACUAUUCAGUUUCAAUGGACUUUCUUGUCAUACAAGUCUUUCAUUGUCAGACUAUAAAAUAAGUCGUGGAGCCAAUAAGUUUGAUAUGAGGAUACAAAUAUUGUCGAUAUUCAAAAUAGUAUUUGCUAAGAGUUGCUUUAUAUUUAAAGCCGAAAAUUUGAAUCCCCCGAGUCCUCAUUAAGCUACCAACAUUCAAUUGGAUUUAAUUUUUGAUAAAUAGGAAAAGAAAAUACCCUUAUGAGUUAUGUGGUUAUCUUAUCACAAUGCUAAACAUCGUAGAAUCCCUUUAGUUGGAGAGCUAAAGGGAUAUAAUAACAUAAAACAUGUUUAAAAAUAAAUUUUGUAUAUAUAAAAAUAAAAAACAUAUAUGUUUUUUGGGAUCUUAUAGUAUUCCAACGUCUCUUAUAAUUUCCCAACUGAUCUUCACUUUAACCAACCGAAUGAACUUUAUACAAUAAGUUACAUAGACACCACAUAUUUAUAAUAAAUUGUUAUCUAAUAACGAACUCUUUUAUUUGAUUAUAUAUUCAUAAAUGUUUGAAAGUAUUUAAAAUAUAGAUCAACAAAAAAAGUACAGACGUAAGGAAUGUAGUUAGAGCAUCUACACUAGUGCAAAUUUAACAUCUUGCAAAAAAGAGCGACAUAUGAUUUUGUAGAUUAAAAUAAUAUUAUAAACCUACUUGUAACUUGCAAGUCUUUCAAAUAUUCAAAGAUGAAGUCCUAGGUGGCAAUCUAUAUAUGCUUAGACCAUCUCUAAUGUAUUAAACUUUGUAUAGUUAUAUGGAUUGCCAAGUAGGAAAAAGAAUAUACAUAUUUACUUUAAUUCUUAAAAAAUUCAUAAAUUUUCAAUUACAAUUCCAUUACACCGUUUAAUGAUCAUUCAACUCCACACUCUCUCUCCUCUAUAUUAUAUUCGCAUUUAUUCUAUUAAACUCUUAUACAACUCUCAUUGUGGAUGGCCUUAGUGACAUUGCAAAAUUUCUUUGAAAGGCCCGAUACGUGGAUAGUCUUAGUUUCACUAUGAAUUUUAAAAAUCAUGAUAUCUUUUUAUAACCAAAUAAAAAACCCGAUUAAAAAAAUAAAAAUUACAUUAUUAUAAACUUCUAUCAUUAGUUUUAAAACUUAAAUUUCAAAUGAAACUGACUUAAAUCAUGUUUCUAUUUCAAAUAAUAUUUAUAGCGUAUUUGUAUAUUUAAUUUCUCUUAUAAAAAUCCAAAUACCUUUUCGCGCCUGCACAUCGGCCAUUACCCAUUGCCUAUUACAAAAAAAAAAUGGCGAUCAAUCUUCACGAAGAACGUUAAUGGAGGCACCACAUACCCAAUAUCAUGAUGUAAGCAAAUUAUGAUACAUUAUCAAGUUAAAACAAAAACAUUUUCAAAAUCCCUGGAAAUUUUCCUUCCAAAACCAUACCAAUAUCUCACAGGAAGACGACGUAUCUCUCUCUCUCCCUUUCAUCGUGGAGACCUCAGACCUAUUAACUUACCUUCAAGCAGUCGUUUGUCAAUGAUGAAUGAAUAUCAAUCAAGGGCUUUUGACCAUAUUGCCCUUGAACAUCUUGACUCGUUUAAUAAACCUGUAAAACCUCAGAUUUAUGCUCCUAAAAAUCCACGUGGUGCUGAGUCAUUACCUCCAGGAAUUGUGGUCCCACAAACAGAUUUAUAUUUAAGAAGAUUAUGGGGUGAUCCUGGUGAGGAUAUAAAGAAGAAACCAAAAUACUUGGUGACUUUCACUGUUGGUUGGGAUCAAAGAGAUAACAUUGAUGCUUCAGUAAAAAAGUUUUCAGAUGAUUUCCAAAUCUUGCUUUUUCACUAUGAUGGUCGAACAACAGAAUGGGAUCAGUUUGAGUGGUCAAAGGAUGCAAUUCAUGUCAGUGUAAAAGGACAAACCAAAUGGUGGUAUGCAAAGAGGUUUAUGCAUCCAGAUAUUGUGGCAGCUUAUGAAUAUAUAUUUAUAUGGGAUGAAGAUCUUGGUGUAGAACAUUUUAAUGGGGACAAGUAUAUGGAGUUAGUUAAAAAACAUGGUUUGGAGAUUUCUCAACCUGGGCUUGAACCCAAUGAUGGAUUAACAUGGCAAAUGACAAAAAGAAGAGGUGAUAAAGAAGUUCACAAGGAUACACAAGAAAGACCUGGAUGGUGCAUUGAUCCUCAUUUACCUCCAUGUGCAGCAUUUGUAGAGAUUAUGGCUCCGGUUUUCUCUAGGGAAGCGUGGUGGUGUGUGUGGCAUAUGAUUCAGAAUGAUUUGGUGCAUGGAUGGGGUUUGGAUUUUGCUCUUAGAAGAUGUGUAGAGCCUGCACAUGAGAAAAUUGGUGUGGUAGAUUCACAAUGGAUCGUUCAUCAAGUCAUUCCUACACUUGGAAUUCAGGGUCAAAUUGUGAAUGGGAAAUAUGGAUGGCAAAGGGUAAGAAAUAGGUGCAAAAGAGAGUGGAUCCAAUUCCAUAAUCGGCUUGUGAAGGCAGAUAGAGCUCAUCUUAAGAUGACAAGAGAAAGAUAGAUAAACAUUUUACAAAAAAAAAAGGUUAAUUAAAUAUAUUUUGUAAUUAAUGUAGAUAUAGGCGGCAUUAUGCGAUGUAGUAUUAGGUGAGGAUAGAUGUGCAUAUAUAUAGUUAUGUUUACAAAUACCAAAUCUUAGAUUUAGCAAAAAUGUUGUAUUUUUAUAUGUUAUGCAUUAUUCAUAUAUAUGAAAUGUAUAAUUAUAUGGUUUUUUAGAACAACUGAAUUUUAUUACUAAAUUACAACGAAUUA